AUGCCCUCAGAAACAUCCCCCCUCCUCGGAAAUGGGGAUCGCUCCCCUCGAUCGCGUUCACCACGGUCGCAUCGCUCACUAUCGACAUACCUCAAACAACCCCUCGAUCCACGCCAUGGCGAUCUACUCCUCCUCUUCUGCUACAUAAUCACCGGUCUCCUCGACAGUUCUGCCGUCUUCAUCUGGGGCUCCUUUGUGAGCAUGCAAACCGGAAACACAGUCUACUUCGGUCUUGGCCUCGUCGGCACCGACGAUGAUCGCUGGAUCAAAUCCGGUGUAUCCAUUGCAGGAUUCUGUCUGGGCUCGCUAUGCUUUGCGGCUUUUCAUCGCGCGUUUGCGCCGAGACAGCGCUGGGUACUGAUUGCUUCCUUCACGAUUCAGUUACUUUGUAUCGUGGUCGCGGCGCUGAUCGUGACUCUCUUCCACUCGUCGCGGAAUCAGCCGUUGAGUUGGUUGGUUCUGGUUCCGAUUGUUCUCGUUGCGUUUCAGAGUAGUGGGCAGGCGGUUACCAGUCGCGUCUUGAAGUAUAAUGCUCUCACUAGUGUCGUGCUGACCAGUGUUUACUGUGACCUGUUUUCCCAUCCGGAUUUACUUUCGCCAAAGUUGAUUAGGAACACGGAGCAGAUGCGCAGGAUUGGGGCUGUUGUUUUCUUGCUUAUUGGAGUUGUCAUUGGUGGAUUCUGGGCACAUAGUGAUGUUGGCAUGAUGGGGGCGUUGUGGACGGCUGCUUUCUUGAAAGGGCUGAUUGUUAUUGCUUGGAUCUUCUGGAACAAGGAAUAG
Penicillium waksmanii is the source of this 780-nucleotide messenger RNA. Its product is annotated as YoaK family protein. NCBI's taxonomy places the organism in Eukaryota, Fungi, Ascomycota, Eurotiomycetes, Eurotiales, Aspergillaceae. The record is from RefSeq and is a predicted model, not a curated record. The transcript has a single exon. Bases 1 to 780 code for a protein of 259 amino acids.